UCAUUUUUGCAUUAAGUCACAAACCUCCAGGAAUCUAAACCUGCUACUGUUCUAUAUUAGAGUGCUUGGUCUCAGUUGGCUGAAGAAGAAUGUCUGUUUAGUUGCAACCAUUUUGUGCUUUCCUGUUGUACUCGGAAAACAUCCUUUACAAGUUGUGUCUUGAUAAUUAUUUUAAAUUCAUGGACUUUUAGUGACUUUGCUUAAACAUCUGCUUCUGGAAAGAUUGACAUCUGUUUUGAAUGGUUUCUUUCUCAUGGUGGAAUGAUAGUUUGUGAUUGGUUGUUUAGCCCAUCUACUUGACAGCAAUAGUGGCUGUCAAGUAGACAGCAACUUGACAGCAAGUUGUUGACAAGUUGUCCCUCUUCUUGCAACAAACGGACAACCCAUCUUAAUCUUUCGUUUACAAGACAUUUUAUGAGAAAUAUGAGUUAAAGAGAAGGCUUAUAAAGCAUUAAUGAGAAACUGAUUCCUUUUGUUCCUGUUCAUUUUUAAGGAUCUGAUACGUAAUUAGAAUAACAACAUCAUACAGUACAUAAAUUCUGUCCAAGAAACAGGAUUUCCAGAAAAGCUCAACAACUUUAACAACAUAUUCAACAAAGCCAAAAUGUGGCACCAAGGCUCUCACUAACAGUGGGGGUUAGAGAAAAUAAUCAAACUUUUAGGACACACCAGUCCAAACAGAAUCAGCUUUCUGUUUGGCUAUCAACUCACUACAAGACAAAUACGCAGGAAAGUCAUUGAGAGGCAAAAAAAAAAAAAAGUUCUGAAGCUCCUUUCCCAGACAGACUGAGAGCGCACCAUACCAUGAGACAUUGCACAGUCUGUGACCUCAUCGGGGAACUCAUUCUCACUCAUCUUUGUGGCGCGACGCCAGCGGCUCACUGACAAAGGUAUUGCUAGUAAAGCACCGUCCCACAUGCGUAACCAAAAGACCAUUACCCAAAUCACAGACUCACUCCCAACUGGUAACACCGGAUGCCCGGCCAAACGCCACCAUCCCACAAAGGAACUCACAUACCAAAGAGACUCCCUGAAGAGAAACAAACAGAACCAAACAGAAGUAUGGGCCAGGAAUCUAUACUGCUAUACUCCUUGAGAUUCACUGUUGUGUGGGUUUUAGAUGCAACACUUUUCCAGCCCACCUGAUUCAAAUGAAUAGCUUGUUACAAGGCCUCUGCCAAACUUGAUGGCAUGCUUUAAUCAUUUGAGUCAACUUUGUAAAUUCAACUUAUUACACUCAAUAAUAAUAGCUUGUUCUAUCUCCAGUUGGGCUUUACUAAAUGUGUCAUGUUCAAUUUGUAUCAACAACAAUCCUUUAUGUUGUUCAAAUGUCCCAAUAAUGGGUUUAAGUGCUCUGGGUUCAACAGUUAGUCACUUCUUAAAACAAAUAUGUUUUAAGAAGUGCAUCCAUUCUACAGAAUAUGCAUCCAAUGGUGACUCGGGUAUAAAAAAAAGGCUCCUGCACUGAUGAAGACGGGCUUUCUUUUAAGGAGAGAGCUAGAAUAAUGGGACUCUGUGUGUGUGUGUUUUUUUUUAAAGGGAUACAGCACUGUUGUGUUAAUUUAUGAGGGGACAUUUAUAGAUGUAAAUGUCUGAAAAGAGAAAUAUCACUACACAGCUGAUGUUCUAAUAACUGAAAACAAGUGAAUGUAUUAAUUUAUCAUUUGCAAAUCCUCAAGUUUGGAACUGUCCCUGCCCUCCAUCUUUAUACUUCCACUUUCUGUUACAGUGGAAGAAAUGAAAGAGGCUUAUUGUAGUGCUUCAUUCAAAGAGGCAGGAAGUCUUGAAGCAAAACACCCACUUUUGAAAACUGAGCAAGUCACAACAGCAACAUUUUUUUCUUCUUGCUUGUUGUGAAACAUGGCAGUUUGGAAAACCACUUAUGUAAAACUGUGCUCUUUCCCUUUUUAGAGUUCAUAAAGGAGGAACCACAAGAAGGAGAGGGAGCUUUUGUACUUCAGAGUCUUCACAAUUAAUUUUUUCAAUUUACAUUGCGGUUACUUUAGAAACUUGGGGAAAAACGGACCUGAAAUUGUAACUCAGUCCCUCAGUUGCGGACCAAAAUUAAUCAUCAUGACUUCACUGCUGGGUGCAGUCUUGCUGACUUUGACUCUCAUGUCCCCUGCCUUGGCCUUUGUUCCGAUCGGGGGAGGGGCAUCCACUCACGUCAGCAUUACUGGGACGGCCCUGCUGCAAAAAGUAGCAGAGACGUGCCGGGCGGUGGCUGAUGCAGCCGGUCAUGAGUUCAAACCUACGGGUUCUUCUCCAGGAGAGUUAGUGCAGGCCUGUCUGGGUCCCACCGCACCAGGAGAUGUCUCUGGUGCCAAGUUCCACUCAGCUCUUCAAGAGAUCUACACCCAGAACGGCCUGGUGGACCGUGACUUGGUGAACAGUCCGCCACAUCACUUCAACUCUGAAGCUUUCUUAGAGGGACGUGGACUAAUCACUGAGGGCGUAGUGGCCAUCAAGGCCAACAUUCAGAAGGAGAACUUCAAGGCUGCCAGGGAAACACUUGGCAGAGUCCUGCACACAGUACAGGAUUUCUACAGCCACAGCAACUGGGUGGAACUGGGAUACACAGAACCAUAUGUCAACCUCAUAAGACCAGAUCUGCCUCUAGAGAACCUGGCAGAUGUGAACACUCCAACCUGCAGUGACUGUGCCAAUAAAAAAUGUCCUAAUCAGAUUCUCCCCAACAUCCUGAAAGAGAAGAAACUCACAUCAGGCUACAUGGGAAUCUUUUCUUCUCAAAAACCUAAAGGGAAAUGUAGCCAUGGAGGUGAAUCUGAUCUCACCAGCACCACAGUUCCUCGAGGAGGCAUCAGCAAAGACGAGCGCCGCUCUGACAAUAAGGAAUUUCAUGAUGCUGCUGUAAAUGCAGCAGUAGCCGCCAGCCUCCAGCUGCUAGAAGACAUUCGUUUGGCUUCAGGCAACCAUGACUUUUUGAGAAUGAUGGGGAUUGCUCGUUCAUCUGUGGUGUGCUUUGUCAUCGACACCACCGGCAGCAUGUCAGAUGAUAUUGAAGCAGCUAGGUCGGUUAUGUAUAAAAUCAUUGACAGCAAAAAGGGAACACAGGAUGAACCAUCUGAGUACAUCCUCGUGCCCUUUAAUGACCCAGAGUUUGGACCUAUGAUCAGGACAACUGAUGCUGACAAAAUGAAAAGAGAAAUCUCCAAGCUUAAAGCAGCAGGUGGUGGAGACACACCAGAGAUGUGCCUAUCAGGACUUCAGCUGGCUCUCACUGGAGCCCCUUCCUCAUCCAACAUCUAUGUUUUCACUGAUGCUAUAGCCAAAGACAUUGCCCUGAAAGACACAAUCAUUGCUCUCAUGAGGAGCACCAAGUCAACGGUCUCAUUCUUUAUGACAGGGUCAAGCAGGAGGCGGCGGCGGUCUCUAGCAAGUUCCUCCUUUGGAGACUAUAAGGACUUGGCUUUGGCAUCUGGAGGCCAGGCUAUCCAGGUGUCCAAGUCCCAACUUCCUCAGGCUACAGAUAUUAUCCUUGACACCUCAACUUCUGCUCUGGUAACAGUGCUUCAGAGAGCUGCUGUUGCAGGGCAAGAGACUUUCCCUUUUGCGUUGGAUGAAUCUCUGAAAAACAUCACUAUCUACAUCACAGGAACAUCACUAACUUUCACAUUGACCAAUCCUGCUGGUGUUACCCAGACUGACACUGAAGCCAGUGGUAAACUGGGAACCAUCAACACAGUCGGUAACCUCAGGAGAAUCCGUCUGUAUGCUGACAAGCAGUCAGGAACCUGGCAGAUCAACAUCAAAUCCAGUCAGCCAUACACACUCAAAGUCACAGGCCAGAGCACAAUUACCUUUAUCUAUGACUUUGUCGAAAAGUUCGCAGGACCUCACUCAGGCUAUGCAGUACUCAGCGGACGUCCACGAGCAGAUCAGCCUGCCACCCUGAUGCUCUCAGUAAUAGGAAGAAAAGGUCCAACGUCAACAACUAUCAAAGAGGUUGGCUUGGUAACAAUGUCUGGUCCAGAGGUUGUAACCAAUGGCACAAUGACUGACAUGGGGAAUGGAGAGAUCCUGGUCACGGUCGCUGCCGUUCCUGAGGGGGAGUUUGUGCUCAUCCUGAAAGGAAAGGACACAGUGUCUAGCAGCGAUUUUCAGAGACAGUCUACCACCCAGAUGUCUGUCUCCAAAGUUAAUAUCCAGGCUGCAGUGGAAAGCAGUGUUGAGCCAGGGGAAACUUUUAAACUUCCCUUCAGUGUGAUGACCCAAGGUGAAGGAGGUACAUACACCAUCAGCGCCCGAAACGACAGAGACUUUCCUUUGUCAUACCCAAAGACGCUCAGUUUGCUAAGUGGAGUAUAUGCUAAUGCUACACUGACUAUUACACCAACUGCUGACACAGAGUCAGGCACUGAUGUCACUCUGACUAUUGAAGCCAAAUCAUCAAGUGGCGUUGACUCCAAUUACGCCGUUCUGAGACUGUCUGUCGUCAAUAAGAUCACAGACUUUAUUCCGCCAAAGUGUGAAGUGACGGCUGUAGUGGCAAAUUGCCCCCAUGACGUCUCAAAAUGUGGACCUUUCCAGUGGGAGCUCUCUGCCAACUUCACUGAUGAAAACGGCACUGGGAUUCAAAGCAUUUCCUUGAUUCAAGGCAAUGGGAAUUUUACACACACCCCUCUGAAUGCUUCCGUCGUCCAAGCGUACUACAGCGCCUCCUGCUGUUCACAGAUCGUCGAGAUUGUAGCUGUGGAUAAGGCUGGCAAUGUGGGCAAAUGCUACCACUCGAUCAUUCGUUCACACAGUUUUCCUGCUACAACUCUGUCGUUGCCACUGUGGCUUUGCCUUUUGGCAUCUAUUUUUGUGGUAGGGCCUUAAAGAAGUUUACAUGAUAAAAUGUUCUGCUUGAAAAAAGCUCUGUCCCUCUUAAUAAAUAUUUAAUGCAGUUUGGUAACUUAAAGCUAUUUGCUUUUGACUAUUGUGAUGACAUUCAUUGCACACUUUGUUGGUGCUGCAAUAGCACCAGCAAACAAUAACUUACUGGAUAGGUUAGGUCAUUGCUACUAAGCAGAAUUAAAUACAACGCUGCAACUUGGUUUUUAAUGCUCAAGAGUCAAGUACUAGAUAUCUGGACACUUUUGUGUCCAUUUAGAUUAGUGAACAAAAAACCUCUUCAAAAAUGUUUUAAUCUGUUUUUGAGAAUCAGAUGCCACAUCUUGUACAUUAUACAUACAAGUGAAAUACAGCGCACAUGUAUUCAAAUCCACAUACGUCGAAGGUUAAGGCAUCAAAAAACUGAUGCAUUACCAAAUAAAAUGGAUCAUUUCACUA
This is a messenger RNA of Poecilia reticulata (guppy), 5295 nucleotides long. RefSeq names its product von Willebrand factor A domain containing 11 (gene vwa11). The record is from RefSeq and is a predicted model, not a curated record. NCBI's taxonomy places the organism in Eukaryota, Metazoa, Chordata, Actinopteri, Cyprinodontiformes, Poeciliidae.